AUUAAUAGGCGCGUUCCGAGUCUCGAUAUGAUAGCACAAAAUUCUACUCACUCGGAAGGCGCCAAACCUCACUACAUUAGCACGCAGAUCGCGUCCUAAUACCCGCAAAUGAUGUCUAGCUAGAAAGGUCACUAGGGUUUGAAACACGGCCAUUGUGUGGAGCUCAGUCAGGAAUCUUCGCUCUUCUAUUCUUCCUUGAGUCUGAUUUUUAAGGGAGGAGCUGUAACUCUCGGGAAGAUCUAGAGACUUUGGCUGAGGAUAACAGCAGGACUGAAGGACGGUUAAUUAUGGAUCCAGCAUCUCUUCCAGAACAACUGUCAGUUGUUAACGAACAGGUGCUGAACUCAUCGGACAGAUCAGUGACCUCAGCUGUGUGUCUGCGGCGCUUCCUCUGUUACGGCUCUGAGAGCGCCACAUACAGCACUAAAGAGUAUCCUCUGGGUAUAGAGAACGCCCUGUCCCUGAUGCAGUUCAUCGAGGGGGGACGAGGCUGUGAGGUGGUGGAGGAGGUCAGACGCUUGAAUCUGGAGGGCCGCGCUGUCCGUCCCAACCCCAGCCUCUUUGCCCUGGCUGUCUGCUCGCAGCAUGCAGACUGCAAGACCAGGAAAGCCUCCUUAGGGGCCCUGAAGGAACUGUGUCGAGUGCCUGUGCAGCUUUUCACAUUUGUGCAGUAUAAGAAAGAGCUGAAAAAGGGCUCUGGGAUGUGGGGCCGGGCUCUGCGGAGGGCCGUGACUGAUUGGUACAACAGCCAGGACGGAAUGAGCCUGGCGCAGGCCGUGACCAAGUGCAAACACAGGGCAGGCUGGUCCCACCAGGACCUUCUCAGACUGUCCCACAUGAAGCCAACCAAUGCCACUGUUGCACUUGUUUGCAAAUACAUCACAAAAGGAUGGAAAGGGGUUCAGGAGGCAUAUGGUGAUAAAGAGAUCUCUGAGGAUCUGCAGAAGGUUUUUGCGUAUCUGGAAGCUGUGGAGAAAGCCAAACACUCGACUGAUGAACAGGAGUUGGUUCAUCUUAUUGAGGAGCAGAGGCUGGAAAAAGAGCAGGUUCUGACCAACCAUCUGAAGUCCAAAGAGGUAUGGAAAGCAUUGCUAAAAGAAAUGCCAGUGGUUGUUUUAUUGAAGCAUUUGGGUAAGUUGACAGCAGACAAUGUUCUGGCACCAGGAAGUCCGGAUGUUGCAGCUGUUUGUGAAAGGAUUCAGGAUGAGACUGCCCUGAAAAAGGCAAAAACACAGCCGUUCAACAUUCUUGUGGCAUCUGAAAACUAUAAGAGAGGACAUGGGAAGCGUAGCAAACUGAAAUGGGAGCCGGACGGAGACAUUGUUCAAGCCCUGGACUGCGCCUUCUGCAAAACUAUUUCAAUGGUGGAGCCCACAGGCAAACGGUUUUUGGUGGCAGUUGAUGUAAGUUCUUCUUUGAGCAGCGUGACUCACGGCAGCUCCAUCAGCACUGUGGCAGUAGCAGCGGCAAUGUGCAUGGUAAUUGCACAAACGGAGCUAAACGCACAGAUUGUUGUUUUCUCUGAAGGAGGUGUUGUUCCCUGUACUGUCUCUUCUGAUAUGACUCUUAUGCAAGUAGCAGCACAGCUCAUCCAGACUCCUGGUGGCAGUACGGACUGUGCCUUACCCAUCAUUUGGGCCUCAGAGAAUGAGAAAACUGUGGAUGUCUUCAUCAUUUUCACCAAUAAUCACACCCUUGGGAGGAAAAAUCCAGCAGACACACUGAAGACGUAUAGACAAAAAAGUGGUGUAUUUUCCAAACUGAUUGUGUGUGGAAUGAUUGCCAACUCACUGUCCAUCGCUGACCCCGAAGACCGCGGCAUGCUGGACAUCUGCGGCUUUGACUCACAAGCAGUCGAUGUCAUCCGUAGCUUCGCACUUGAUGCUAUUUAAAAGCUUUAUGUUUUGUAGCAUGCAGCCGGUUUUCUAAAGGACAACGAGACAUUGAUGCUCCCCGCGUCAACAUGCAAAAAAAAAAAAAAGACAGUUCUUGCAUUUUAAUAAGAUAAUCACAUCGUUGUUUUUACAGGUUGGAAUCAAGUUAAGGUCUAAUUCAAUAUCCAGCAGGCUGGAUUAGUUGCAGUGAAAAUCAAGGGGAACAAAUUAAUGAAGUAACUAUUAUGUUAACUCUAUUCAUUCAGUAUACUGUAUGUUUAACCUGGUCCAAUGAAAUGUCUUUUACACAUUUUUUCUAGUUGAAAAGUUUGUAUAUGUCACUGACCUUCAUUGGAAGUAAUGUUCUAUACUUUUAGAGGCCUUGCUCAUUGUGUAAAAUCUUCAUUCAUGUUUUGUCCUGUGUAAUGAGAUGUUCUAAAAUAUUACACAUUGAGCUGAAAGUGCACAUACAGGUCUUCCACAAAAAUCUGAGAGAAAUAUGAAGCAAAAUACGUUUGCAAGGUCAUUGAAAUGCAGUUUGUUGCUCUUAGAACCCAUGUAGCCUACGUUUA
Megalobrama amblycephala (Wuchang bream) is the source of this 2446-nucleotide messenger RNA. RefSeq names its product Ro60, Y RNA binding protein (gene ro60). Gene Ontology annotation, molecular function: RNA binding. The record is from RefSeq and is a predicted model, not a curated record. The transcript has 9 exons. Bases 288 to 1892 code for a protein of 534 amino acids. NCBI's taxonomy places the organism in Eukaryota, Metazoa, Chordata, Actinopteri, Cypriniformes, Xenocyprididae. Gene Ontology annotation, cellular component: ribonucleoprotein complex.